Messenger RNA from Eptesicus fuscus (big brown bat), 1571 nucleotides. It is a transcript of the gene GPR143, whose product is annotated as G protein-coupled receptor 143. The record is from RefSeq and is a predicted model, not a curated record. The transcript has 9 exons. Bases 12 to 1253 code for a protein of 413 amino acids. NCBI's taxonomy places the organism in Eukaryota, Metazoa, Chordata, Mammalia, Chiroptera, Vespertilionidae. Gene Ontology annotation, cellular component: melanosome membrane; plasma membrane. Gene Ontology annotation, biological process: regulation of calcium-mediated signaling; melanosome organization; G protein-coupled receptor signaling pathway. Gene Ontology annotation, molecular function: L-tyrosine binding; L-DOPA receptor activity; dopamine binding.
UCAGCACCGACAUGGCCUCCCCGCGCCUCGGGACCUUCUGCUGCCCCACGCGGGACGCCGCCACGCAGCUCGUGCUGGGCUUCCAGCCGCGGGCCUUCAACGCGCUGUGCCUGGGCAGCGGCGCGCUCCGCCUGGCGCUCGGCCUCCUGCAGCUGCUGCCCGGCCGCCGGCCCGCGGCCCCCGCGGGGUCCCCCCCAUCCCCGCCGGCUGCGGCUCGCGCCCCCGCAUCCACCCGGAUCCUGCGCGCCGCUGUCGCCUGCGACGUGCUCGGCUGCCUGGGUGUCGUGGUCCGGGCGGCCGUGUGGCUAGGCUUCCCUGACUUCGUUCAGAACCUGCCUGUGGGGAACCAGACGGACAUCUGGCCUGCCGCCUUCUGCGUGGGGAGUGCGGUGUGGAUCCAGCUGCUCUACAGCACCUGCUUCUGGUGGCUGUUCUGCUACGCGGUGGACGCCUACCUGGUGAUCCGGAGGUCAUCGGGACUGAGCAUCAUCCUGCUCUACCACCUCAUGGCCUGGGGGCUGGCCGCGCUGCUCUGCGCCGAGGGGCUGCUCAUGCUCUACCACCCGUCCCUGUCCAGGUGCGAGCGGGGCCCGGCGCACGCCGUCCCGCACUACGUGAGCGCCUACCUGCCGCUGCUGCUGGUGCUGCUGGCCAACCCCGUCCUGUUCGGGAAGACGCUCACGGCAGUGGCCUCGUUACUCAAAGGGAGACAAGGCGUGUACACGGAGAAGGAGAGGCGGAUGGGAGCCAUGAUCAAGACCCGGUUCUUCAAAAUCAUGCUGGUUGUCGUCGUCUGUUGGCUGUCGAACAUCAUCAACGAAAGCCUUCUCUUCUACCUGGAGAUGCAACCGGACAUCAAAGGCGGCGCUUUGAAAUCUGUCCGAAAUGCGGCCAAGACCACGUGGUUUAUUAUGGGCAUCCUGAAUCCCGCCCAAGGGUUCCUCUUGUCGCUGGCCUUCUACGGCUGGACCGGAUGCCGCCUGGACGUCCAGUCUCCCAGGAAGGAGAUCCAGUGGGAGCCCAUGACCAGCUCGGCCGCCGAGCGGGCCUGCCCUGCCCACCAGGGCCCCUGCGUGCCCGGUGGCAGCCCCGCUUCCAGGAAGGUGGCGCGUGUGGGCGGGCACACGUCGGACGAGGCUCUGAGCAUGCUGUCGGGAGGGUCCGAUGCCAGCACGAUCGAAAUCCACAUUGCAAGCGGGUCCCGCCAGGCCAAUGAGGCGGAAGCUGUUCCCAAAAUCCAGGGAGACCUGUGACAGGGAAGGGGCCCGCCCCCCAUCCUCCGGCUCCACAGCCCUCGUUCCUCAGAAGUGUGUUCUCACCUUCCCAGCUCCUCGGUCAAGGUGUCCCGUCCGUCCCCCAGGCUCACUCUCCUCACCAUGUCAGCGCAUCUCCCCGAGGGCCCUCUUUGUGAAAAGAGAAGCGAGUGCGUGCCCUUGGGAGUGGAAGACUGCCUUCUAGCCCGUGGCUUCCACCCUCUGCGCCACGGGAAUAUGCACAGCACCAGUUCCCGCCUGCUUGGUCAGGGGCACCGGCCUCUUGCCCUUAGUUUGUCAAAUUAAAACAAUGACAAC